GGUAAAGGCGCGCGCUUGACCGAUUCAAACGGUGUGUCGUACCUGGAUACGAGAAAUAAUGUAGCUCACGUCGGACACUGCCAUCCUACUGUCGUCCAAGCCGUUCAAACGCAAGUCGCGAAGCUUAACACAAACUCACGCUAUUUACAUCCUAUUAUGACGGUUCUCGCGAGUCGGCUUGCCGAGCUUUUGCCGGAUCCGUUAGAAGUUGUUUUCUUUUGCAAUUCUGGAAGCGAAGCCAACGACUUGGCGCUACGUUUGGCCAAGGCCUACAGCUAUGGUCACAGCAACAACACGAUAGUUGUCGGUGGCGCAUAUCACGGUCAUACCCUAGGAACGUUGGAGAUUUCUCCUUAUAAGUAUGAGCACGGAACCGAAUUUGCGCUCCAAGAUUCGCCAGUCAAUCAGAUUCCAUGUCCCGAUACGUAUCGUGGUAGGCAUCGGAAUCCAGCUACUGCCGCGGACGACUACGCCGAGUAUGUUCAGGAAGCGUGUCAGUAUUUUAAGAGAAAAAACGAAAGCGUGCGGGCCUUCAUCAUCGAAGGCGGCAUGAGUGUGGCUGGUGUAAUCCUCCCACCGACGGGUUAUCUAUCUGCUUGUGUCAAGGCUGUGCGGGAGGCCGGUGGUAUAUACAUUGCCGAUGAAGUACAAACCGGCUUUGGCCGACUAGGGACGUCACUUUGGGCCUUUCAACAUCAGCAACACGACAAUCACGGACUCGAAACGGUCAUUCCGGAUAUUGUUACCGUGGGCAAACCCUUUGGUAACGGCAUGCCCUUAGCAGCUUUAAUUACCAGUCGGAAAGUGGCGGAUGCAUUUGACGCAUGCGGAGUUGAGUACUUUAAUACUUUUGGAGGCAAUCCGGUUUGCGCCGCUGCUGGUAUGGCCGUGCUGGAUGUAAUGGACUCUGAGCAAUUGCAAGCGCAUGCUUUAAAUGUGGGUUUUUACCUACGUGAAGGACUCGUCAAGUUACGAGAACGGAUACAUCUGAUUGGGGACAUUCGCGGGUCGGGUUUGUUCAUAGGCGUGGAGCUAGUGUUGGAUCAAGCGACGCUGGAACCAGCAACCCUGCAAACUUCGUUUGUGUGCUCCGUUCUAAAAACCAAAUACCACAUUCUGACCAGCAUAGAUGGCCCACACAACAACGUUUUGGUGAUCAAGCCUCCUCUUUGUUUUAGCGAGCAAGAUGCAGAUUUCCUUUUGGAGUCGCUUGCCCAGGCCGCCACUGUGGACCUUGCUUCGGGGAGUGACUCCAAUGCCUUAAGGAAACAAACUCCAACUUAG
Phaeodactylum tricornutum CCAP 1055/1 is the source of this 1284-nucleotide messenger RNA. RefSeq lists its product as hypothetical. Gene Ontology annotation, molecular function: pyridoxal phosphate binding; transaminase activity. The record is from RefSeq and is a predicted model, not a curated record. The annotation marks the transcript as partial. NCBI's taxonomy places the organism in Eukaryota, Bacillariophyta, Bacillariophyceae, Surirellales, Neidiaceae. The transcript has 2 exons. Gene Ontology annotation, cellular component: mitochondrion.